Messenger RNA from Mesorhabditis spiculigera, 429 nucleotides. The record is from the annotation of a GenBank genome assembly. Lineage: Eukaryota; Metazoa; Nematoda; Chromadorea; Rhabditida; Rhabditidae.
AUGGCCAUCACCGCCCAGCAGAUCAUCGAGAUCAUCCUCUGCAUCCUGUUGCCGCCGCUGGCCGUGUUCAUGCACGCCAACGAGUGCAACAUCCACGUACUCAUCAGCGCGGUGCUCAUGCUCCUCGGCUACUUCCUGUCGCCCCUCCACGCCAUCUGGUACUGCUUCUUCCCGAGCUUACACGCCAUUCCAACGGACAUUAAUUUAACUUUUCCCCACGGCUUUAUGCAUUUAUUCACUGCCUCAUUGGAAAAAAUGGCCAUCACUGCCCAGCAAAUCAUCGAGCUUAUCCUCUGCAUCUUCUUGCCGCCGCUCGCCGUCUUCCUCCACGGAAAUGACUGCAACGCGCACGUGUUGAUCAACAUCGUGCUCUUCUGCCUCGGAUACAUUUUGGCCCCGAUUCACGCCAUCUGGUACUGCUUCUUCCAA